AGUCAACACUCUCUCUCUCUCUCUCUCUCUCUCUUUCAGUUCAGUAGUAUAUUCGGAGAUUCGAAGAUUUUUCUAAUUAAAAUAAAGUUGGGAAUCCGUGUGGUAUAUGGAACUCUCGUCAACAUGAGCAGCGUGGACAGCGAUCGUACCUUGCCGCCGCCGCUAACCGUGGCGGUGGCCGUCAAAGGCGGAGGCGGCGGCCGCGGGGGAAAGGCAAGCCGUCGAGCUGUCCGGUGGGCGGCGGAGAAACUCUUUCCUGUCGCCGACCGUUUCGUCCUGAUUCACGUCAUGCCUAAAAUCACUUCAAUUCCUACUCCAUCCGGAGACACUAUCCCCAUUGAGCAACUGGAUGCCCAUGUGGCGGAAAUGUAUAUGGAGGACACAAAACUUGCUUUUCAGAAAGUAUUUAUACCAUUUAAGAAACUAUGCAAAAGAAAAAAGGUUGAAACUUUGUUGCUGGAAGGUGACAAUCCUGCAUCGGCACUUCUUAAAUAUGUUACUGACUCUGGUGUAAGAAGUUUAGUGUUGGGCUCUUGCUCUUCCUCUUUUAUCAGAAGGAUUCUCUGGAAGCGAAAAGACUCUACUGUUCCAUCGGUAGUCCUAAAAAAUGCUGCUGAAGGUAGUAUUUACAUUGUGUCAAGACGUAGGGUCAUCACAACUUCUGCCACCCCCUUGUCGACUGGUGAGAAUAUCUCUAGAAGCUGGUGGUGUAGCCGGAUAAAGCGUGGUUCUCACAUCUAUAAAUUAAAUGGUGGCCAUUAUUCCUCCUCAGUGGAUGGUGGAGUUACUGACACAGCGUCAUAUGUGUCAGAUCUUAGUCACUUGGGUUCUAUAGCAAAUACAGAACAGAGGUAUCCCAACCAUUCUGGUUCACUCCCAGAAAGAAAUGAUCAACACUUGGGAAAUAGUAUCCUAGAUAUUGAGGCAGCAACUGAAUGUUCUUCCGUGGCUUCUGCCAACACAAAGCAGUCGGAUGUGCAGGCUGAGGUGGAAAAACUGCGUCUAGAAUUAAUGGACACUGUUGGCAUGUACAAUAGAGCGUGUGAGGACCUUGUAAAUGCCAGAAACAAGGUUCAGUUUCUUUCUUAUGAAUGCCUGGAAGAAACUAGACAAGUAAAUGCUGCCAAGCAAAGAGAAGAAGCUUAUAAGAAAAUGGCUGCAGAAGAGAAUAGAAAGUAUUUGGAAACCAUGAAGGAGAUUGAGAUGGCGAGAAAUAAGCUUGCUAAAGAAGCUUAUGAACGACAAAUAGCAGAAUUAAAAGCUCUCAAAGAAUCAAUGGAGAAAAAGAAAAUUGUUGAUGCACUCUUCUCAAACGAUAGAAGGUACAAAAGGUACACAAGGGAUGAAAUUGAGAUAGCUACCGAAUCCUUUUCUGAGACUAAGAUGAUUGGUGAAGGAUCAUAUGGGAAAGUUUACAGAUGUAACCUUGAUAAAAUCCCCGUAGCCAUCAAAGUUCUGCGUUCUGAUGCAGCGGAGAAGAAAGAGGAAUUUCUGACAGAGAUUGAAGUUUUUAGCCAGUUACGCCACCCACACAUUGUUUUACUGCUUGGAGCUUGUCCAGAGACUGGUUGCUUAGUGUACGAAUAUAUGGAGAACGGAAGCCUAGAAGAUAUUCUUUCCCACCAAAGCAGCAGGGAUCCUCUUCCUUGGUUUGUUCGAUUCCGGAUAGCUUUUGAAGUAGCUUGUGGACUUGCAUUCUUACACAACUCAAAACCGAACCCUGUAAUUCAUCGAGAUCUAAAACCAGGGAAUAUAUUUUUAGACAGAAAUUAUGUUAGCAAAAUUGGUGACGUGGGAUUGGCUAAACUCGUUUCAGAUGUUGCGCCUGACAGUAUUACAGAAUAUGGGGACUCUGGUAUAGCUGGUACUCUUUACUAUCUGGAUCCAGAGUAUCAAAGAACGGGAACCGUCCGACCUAAAUCUGAUCUCUAUGCUUUUGGAAUCAUUGUCCUCCAAUUGCUGUCUGCACGACAUCCAAAUGGGCUUUUGUUGAAAUUUGAAAAUGCUCUUUCCAAUGAUUUGCUCCUUGAUAUACUGGACAAGUCUAUACCGGAUUGGCCACUUGCUGAAGCAGAGGAAUUGACUCAGAUGGCCCUGAAAUGCUCCAGACUAAGAUGCAGAGAUAGGCCAGAUCUUGAAACUGAAGUGUUGCCGCUUUUGAAGAAACUUGCUGAUAUGGCAGAUGCUGCUCUUAGGGUACAGAGGAAUAGUAUUCAUGCACCUAACCAUUACUUCUGCCCAAUCCUUCAGGAAGUAAUGGAGGAUCCAUACAUUGCCGCUGAUGGAUUUACAUACGAGCACAGAGCAAUCAAAUUAUGGGUUGAGAGGCAUAGUUUAUCACCAGUAACAAAGCUUAAGCUGCAGCAUAAAGUGCUCAUUCAAAACCAUACAUUACGUUCCGCCAUACAAGAUUGGAGGUCACGCAUAACAUCCUCACCCGGGCAACCAGGAAAUGUCUAAAGGCCAGAGUGCCAAGUUUACCAAUGGCAGAUUAUUGGAGUGAAACUAGGGUCAUGCAGCUAGGGGUAAUUCUCGGAUAACGGUUUACUGAAAUUCAGACCAGUGAUUCUCUCUUCCAUCUUACAGAUUAGCUGAAAUUGCUCUGGCAUAUGAACCAUCCCUGGAGUGGCAUACGGCGGCUCUCUGAUCGUUUUUGGGACCGGUGUACGGCGGGUUCAUGGCUGCCUUCGCUAAUCCUGCUGUAUUUGAGCUUUCAGGCCUUUUCUAGUGUUUGGGUUGCGUCCCAUUUGCUCUUUAUUGUUUUAUCUGGGCUUAUGGCCUUUAGGUGUUGGGUUUUGGCCCCAAGGGUUUUCUCCUUGGUUGGCAUAUUGUCAAUCAAGGGUUUGGGUUUUAGAUGGACACUUGUUGCCCUGCACUUCGCUCCCUUUAGUUUUUGUAUUCACUUUAAAGAUUAAUAAAUUUCUUUU
Molecule: messenger RNA, 2927 nt
Organism: Rhododendron vialii
Lineage: Eukaryota; Viridiplantae; Streptophyta; Magnoliopsida; Ericales; Ericaceae
Product: U-box domain-containing protein 34
Exons: 10
Coding region: 124-2460 (778 amino acids)
Biological process (GO): protein ubiquitination; protein phosphorylation
Molecular function (GO): protein kinase activity; ATP binding; ubiquitin-protein transferase activity
Source: RefSeq, a predicted model, not a curated record